AUCGCGCGUGCACAAGUCACGGCGAGCAACAUGCGUUUCCCGCUUAUGCGAGAGGAAAUGGCCGCUUGGUUUCGUCAAAGCCGGUGCGAAUUUGAAGUUGAGUUUGAACAAGUAAAGACAGAGUUCCUUCGCUUAUGCGAGAGGAAAUGGCCGCUUGGUUUCGUCAAAGCCGGUGCGAAUUUGAAGUUGAGUUUGAACAAGUAAAGACAGAGUUCCUUUUUUCAUUUCGAAAUUGCAUCAGAUUUCAUUUUUCAGCUCUGAAUUGAAUUGAGUGAUGGAAGCAACCUCCUCAAUCUUGUUGCCUGCUCAAACAUACGCAGCUGCUGCUUUAUUUGCAAUCGCACUGCAUCAGUCACAAAUUCACCAAGGUCUGACUCCGGCUUCUCCUCGCGCCGGCGGCGGUGAUGCUCCGACUCCGAGCAUCGUUGAUGCCUCUUCUGUUUCAGAUAAUCCUGAGCUUUGGAUUAACGAGAAUUCUGGUUUGCUUUGGCCUAUUUUUAGGUUCCUCGGAGUGGAUGAAAAAGCAUGGCAUGGCCUAAAAGAAACUGCUGGUUCUUCUUCCCAAUCCAGACAUCACUUGAGAGAUUUCUUUAAAUUACUGUCAGAGGAAGGUGAUGCAAUUUCUACAGAAAGAUUGGAUAAAGAAGCUGCAUUGGCCAACGCCAUUGAUGCAACAGAGGCAGGCAUGAAAAAAACUGCUGAUUCUUCAUGCGGAGGCCAUGAGCAGAAAACUAGAAGCAAAGAUGAUUUUUGUGACAUCGAGUUAAAAUCAUCUGCUGUGGAGACCGAGCCUCACGAUGAAAUCAAGGAGAGCUCAGCUUUGCUGCCUCUAGAGAAACAAUCUUCCACUGCACAUGACAAUGAAAAGCCUUUGGAGGAGGCAGCACUCAUCAGUUACCAGAGAAAAGUGACUGUUCUUUACACUCUUCUUUCUGCUUGUGUAGCAGAUACUGCUGAGGUUGACAGCAAGUCAAGGCAGGGCUAUGACGCUCGUCACCGCGUCUCUCUGCGGUUGCUUGCUGUAUGGCUUGGUAUCAAAUGGAAUGAAAUGGAAGCAAUGGAAUCUAUGGUUGCUUUUUCUUUAAUGGAUUCUGUGAGUAAAGCAGGUGCGAAGGAAGGAGAAUCUGUAGUUUCAGAAACCAACUGGGAUAAAUGGAAGCGUGGAGGUAUUGUAGGAGCAGCUGCUGUAACUGGAGGAACCUUAAUGGCUAUAACUGGUGGCUUGGCUGCCCCAGCAAUUGCCCAAGGAUUGGGUGCAUUAGCUCCUGCAUUGGGCAGUAUUGUUCCUGCCAUUGGUGGUGGAUUUGCUGCAGCAGCAACUGCUACAGGAUCAGCUGCUGGAUCAGUAGCGGUUGUUGCAUCAUUUGGAGCUGCUGGAGCUAGCCUUACUGGGAGUAAGAUGGCUACAAGAAUUGGAAGUCUUGAAGAAUUUGAGUUGUUAGAAGUUGGAGGAACCCAUCAAGGUCACCUAGCAGUUAGAAUCUCUAUUUCUGGGCUUGCAUUUGAGGAGAAAGAUUUUAUAAAACCUUGGGAAGGUCACAACGAUAACAUGGAGAGGUAUGUGCUCAAAUAUGAGUCUAAAAAUUUGAUUGCUCUGAGCACUGCCAUCCAGGACUGGCUAACUUCAAAAAUUAUGGUUGAGUUGAUGAAAGGAGGUGCCAUGCUGACAGUAUUAAACACACUCGUGGCAGCACUAGCAUGGCCAGCAACUUUACUCACUACAUUUGAUCUUAUAGACAGCAAAUGGGCAGUUGCAGUGGACAGAUCAGAAAAGGCUGGUAAGGUACUUGCUGAGGUGUUGCUGAAAGGCUUGCAAGGGAACAGGCCUGUGACACUGGUAGGUUUUUCAUUGGGAGCCCGUGUCAUUUUCAAGUGUCUCCAAUGUUUGGCUGAAUCCAAAGGAGACAAUGCUGGACUAGUGGAAAGGGUUGUUCUCCUCGGAGCACCCAUCUCAAUUAAAGAUGAAAAUUGGGAGGUAGCUAGAAAGAUGGUGGCUGGAAGGUUUGUAAAUGUUUACUCUACAAAUGACUGGACACUUGGUAUAACUUUCCGCGCCAGUUUACUUUCUCAAGGUUUAGCUGGAAUCCAACCUGUUGACCUUCCUGGGGUUGAGAAUGUUGAUGUGACACAUAUUAUAGAAGGCCAUUCUUCAUACCUGUGGAUGGCACCAAAAAUACUGGAGCAGCUUGAAUUGGACCAGUAUUUUGCUGUUUACAGAAGUGAACACGAAAACCCCCAAGAAGAGAAGAGUACCGUGAACUAGCUUUAUUUUCUAUCCCUUUCUUCUCAUUGUUCCACUCUAACCCCUAUAUUUUUUUUCUGAGAAUUAACAUCAAGCGAUAGGUAUAGGUAAAUAAAACUUAAAAAUGGUUGUUUAAGUUAGAAUAAUUGUUGGCGGAGGUUUGUGUUUAUGUUUCUUCCUACAUAGUGCGAUGAGAAGGAAGAGGCAAACCUGACAUGGAAACCUGGAAAAUAUGAUCUGUUAAGAUGAUUAGUGGUAAUUAUACGUUCACCAGUCAAUAAGCGCCUCUGGAUGUAAAUGUUAGUCAGUUGGAGUGGCUGUUCUAUCUUUAGAAUGAUAAAACUAUAAUGCCUCGCCAGCAAUCGGAAUUACGAAAAAGUGUCUCAAGGGAAGCUGGACAUCAUUCUGUUGGACUAUUUGAUUAAUCAGGGCCCAUGUGCCCUAUGUAUUAGAGGGGAAAAAAAUGUUCAUAACGUUGUUCUUUUUUUUUUUAAGUUUAUAUCAACCAUCAUUUCUCUAUGAUGAAGUUUGUAGCAUUUUUUUAUCUGUCAAUUGUACCCGCACAAUGAGACUAGUACGAUUCUUUAUUUGCAUAAAAUUAGAAAAUAAUUGAUGAUAUUUGAUAU
Cicer arietinum (chickpea) is the source of this 2868-nucleotide messenger RNA. RefSeq lists its product as uncharacterized. The record is from RefSeq and is a predicted model, not a curated record. Lineage: Eukaryota; Viridiplantae; Streptophyta; Magnoliopsida; Fabales; Fabaceae.